AGUGCAGGAGUUAAUGCUGUCCUGAUCCUGCUGCAUCACAGCAUCCGAUGUGUUUCAGGGACAGAAAGAGCUCCGUCCAAUCAGCAGCCAGCCUGAGCUGCAAAUCAGGAGGCGUCUUGCAUCUCGUAUUUGGGAAUGUGUGCGUGGGUACCAGACAUCCACAGCUGUCCUCACAUCCUGAACUCUGGACCACGUGUGUGUGAUGCAGGCUUGUAUUAGCUGAUGAUGACCCUUGUCAAUGACACUAUCAGAGGGCCACAGUUAAGUGUCUCCCCCUUCUGGGGGGAAGCGAUAAAAUCUGCUAUUAUGUGGACCUUGGCUUCUUCUGAUGAGUGACCCCGGCAGCCUUUCCUAUGGAGUCCAUCCAGGAGAGAGAAGAGAUUCGCAAACACAACGGUCUGUACACAGAAAUUCUACAAAUUCUUAGCGUAUUACAGUGGAUACUCACCUUUUUAUUACUGGGUCCUGUUUGCGUACUUCUAAUCACAUGGAUUGUGUAUAGCCAGCUAUGGCUCCUGAUUGCCAUCUACAUCAUUUGGAUGAUCUCUGAUUGGAAAACACCAGAAAGAGGUGGGAGACGAUCCGUUUGGAUGAGUAGAUGGUCCGUGUGGAAAUAUUUUAGAGAUUAUUUCCCCAUAAAGCUCCAUAAAACUGUAGAUCUAGACCCAAGACACAAUUACAUAAUUGGAUAUCAUCCUCAUGGCAUCAUGAGCAUUGGAGCGUUCUGUAACUUUGGCACAGACAGUACUGGAUUUUCCGAGGUUUUUCCCAACUUGAGGCCACAUCUCACCACAUUAGCUGGAAAUUUUAAGGUGCCUUUAUACAGAGAUUACCUUCUCGCUGCAGGAAUGUGCUCAGUGACCCAUUCAUCCAUUGACUAUCUCCUGUCCAGCAAUGGCUCUGGCAAUGCAGUGGUAAUUGUUGUGGGUGGGUCAGCAGAGGCAUUAAAUUGUACCAGGAAUCAGCAUGUGCUCACACUGAAGAAACGGAAGGGAUUCAUAAGGAAGGCCCUAACUAAUGGUGCCUUCUUGGUUCCCGUGUAUGCCUUUGGGGAAAAUGAGGUUCUUCAGCAAUAUUACUUUGAGCCUGGGAGCUGGAAAAGGAAGCUCCAGGCAUUAUUUCAACAAUGGAUUGGUUUUGCUCCCUGCAUUUUCUUUGGGCAAGGGAUCUUUUCCAGUUCUUCCAAAGGAAUAAUGCCACUACGAAGAGCCAUCAACACCGUGGUAGGUAAACCCAUCCCUGUGCCUAGGAUGAAGAAUCCUUCUGAGCAGCAAGUGGAUGCUUAUCAUACUAUCUAUAUAGACUGUCUGCAGGAGAUUUUUAAUGCACACAAAGAGCGCUUUGGUCUACAGCAGACUGACUCUCUGUUGGUGGUAUGAAAACAGUGUCUAGCAGAACUACUGGACCAAAU
Messenger RNA from Nanorana parkeri, 1411 nucleotides. RefSeq names its product diacylglycerol O-acyltransferase 2-like. Gene Ontology annotation, biological process: triglyceride biosynthetic process. Gene Ontology annotation, cellular component: endoplasmic reticulum membrane. The record is from RefSeq and is a predicted model, not a curated record. The coding region runs from base 354 to 1379 and encodes 341 amino acids. The transcript is spliced from 9 exons. Gene Ontology annotation, molecular function: diacylglycerol O-acyltransferase activity. Lineage: Eukaryota; Metazoa; Chordata; Amphibia; Anura; Dicroglossidae.